Messenger RNA from Tauraco erythrolophus (red-crested turaco), 1833 nucleotides. Lineage: Eukaryota; Metazoa; Chordata; Aves; Musophagiformes; Musophagidae. The record is from RefSeq and is a predicted model, not a curated record.
AUGCCGAACCGGAGGUUUGCUGAUGGCGAGAUGGUGAUGGGCCGUUGGCCAGGAAGUGUCCUGUACUAUGAAGUACAAGUGACUAGUUACGAUGAUGUUUCUCAUCUUUAUACUGUUAAGUACAAAGAUGGGACCGAACUUGCGUUGAAAGAAAGUGAUAUAAGGUCACAGUCAUCAUUCAAGCACAGGAAGAGCCAAUCCUCUUCAAGUUCUCCUUCCAGAAGAAGUAGUAGCAGAUCUCGAUCUAGAUCUCCUGGUCGGCCAGCAAAAGGCAGACGUCGUUCUUCUUCCCAAAGCAGAGAGCAUAAAGAUGACAAAAAGAAAACCAUUCAGGAGACCAACGUGGUUCUACCGAAACCGAGUGAGAAUAACACCAGAAGCUACAAUGGUGAGCCUGACAGUACAGAAAUAAAUGACACAUCCAGCAUAAUCUUGGAGCAAAAGUUGAAACCAGACUUGGAAAUAGAGCGUGUGCUUGAACAGUACAGCUACAGCUUGCGUCCAAGAAAAGAAGAAAAGAAAAAAGAAGAGAUAUAUUCAGAGAAAAAGAUUUUUGAGACAAUAAAAGGAAUUGAGAAAGCAUCAUCAAAAACAAAGGAGCUAGAGUUUGGUGGAAGAAUUGGGACCUUAGCACUGAUGUUUUUCCUGCCUGCUACUGUAUUGUACUUGCUGUUGAUGUGCAAACAGGAUGACCCCAGUCUUAUGAACUUCCCUCCUCCUCUCCCAGCACUUGAAAGUCUUUGGGAGGCUAGAGUGUUUGGUGUUUUUCUUCUGUGGUUUUUCCUUCAAGCUCUGUUUUCCUUGCUGCCGAUUGGAAAGGUUGUAGAAGGCCUGCCCCUUUCCAAUGGAAGAAAACUGCAGUACCGGAUAAAUGGGUUUUAUGCUUUUCUUUUGACUGCUGCAGCUAUUGGAACUUUGUUAUACUUCCGAUUUGAACUUGAUUAUUUGUAUGAUCACUUCAUGCAGUUUGCAGUGUCAGCUGCAGCUUUUUCUGUGGUGUUGAGCAUUUAUCUGUAUAUUCGAUCCCUGAAAGCACCUGAGGAAGAACUAGCACCAGGUGGAAAUUCUGGGUAUUUUGUUUAUGAUUUUUUUACUGGACAUGAACUAAACCCUCGUAUUGGCAAUUUUGACCUCAAGUACUUCUGUGAGUUGCGUCCAGGAUUAAUUGGCUGGGUUGUUAUAAACCUGGCGAUGCUCUUGGCUGAAAUGAAGAUACACAAUUGGAGCACACCAUCUCUAUCAAUGAUACUUGUGAACAGCUUUCAGCUUCUGUAUGUGGUGGAUGCUCUUUGGAACGAGGAAGCUGUUUUGACUACAAUGGAUAUUACCCAUGAUGGAUUUGGAUUCAUGCUAGCAUUUGGCGAUUUGGUGUGGGUUCCAUUUGUCUACAGUCUGCAGGCCUUCUAUUUAGUUGGUCAUCCUACUGCGAUUUCUUGGCCUGUUGCUGCUGCAAUUACUAUUCUGAACUGUAUUGGGUAUUACAUAUUCCGCAGUGCAAAUUCUCAGAAAAAUAAUUUCCGAAGGAAUCCCGCAGAUCCCAGAUUGUCCUAUCUGAAAUUUAUACCCACUGCAACUGGAAAAGGGCUUCUUGUCACGGGUUGGUGGGGUUUUGUUCGUCACCCUAAUUAUCUUGGUGACAUCAUCAUGGCUCUAGCAUGGUCCCUACCCUGUGGUUUUAAUCACAUUUUACCGUAUUUCUAUGUGAUAUAUUUCAUCUGCUUGCUUGUUCAUCGAGAAGCUCGUGAUGAACAUCAUUGUAAGCAAAAAUAUGGCUUGGCAUGGGAAAGGUAUUGUCAGCGUGUACCAUACCGCAUAUUUCCUUACAUCUACUAG